This is a messenger RNA of Xyrauchen texanus (razorback sucker), 3157 nucleotides long. RefSeq names its product kinesin-like protein KIF22. The record is from RefSeq and is a predicted model, not a curated record. Gene Ontology annotation, biological process: microtubule-based movement; mitotic spindle organization. Lineage: Eukaryota; Metazoa; Chordata; Actinopteri; Cypriniformes; Catostomidae. Gene Ontology annotation, molecular function: microtubule binding; microtubule motor activity; ATP binding. Bases 152 to 2056 code for a protein of 634 amino acids. The transcript is spliced from 13 exons.
GUACUUGGGUCAGCACGCGCCAUUGUUGAGAACGUCGUAGAGAUACUAUGACUUGUUAAAAUUGUUUAUAUCUUAAGACGUUAUAUUGCUGCGGCUGAGGUCAGACAACAUAAAUUAGCACCUGGAUAAACAGUUUCGCAACUCAACAGAGAUGGCACAGCGGGUCUCUGUGAAUGAUGCUGCUGUUGGAUCCAAACGGACUUCUCGAGUUCGUGUGGCGGUUCGGUUGAGACCCUACAUGGACAAACAGGAUGAAAAAGGAGAAGGGCCCUGUGUCAGGGGCCUGGGGCCGCAAAAGCUGGAGAUAAUCAACUGGAGGAACGCCACCGAGACUCUUGAAUACCAGUUUGAUGUGUUUCAUGGUGAACAGACCACUCAGCAGGAAGUGUUUUUGACAUCAGUUAAACCCAUCCUCCCACACAUCCUCAGUGGACAGAAUGCCAGUGUCUUUGCCUAUGGACCCACUGGAGCAGGAAAGACCCACACUAUGCUCGGCAGUCAAGAGCAGCCAGGGAUUAUUCCCAGAGCAGUCAGAGAGGUUUUCAAUCUGGUUGAAGCACAGAAAAAGGAGCAGGAUGGAUGGGAAUACUUUGUUGCGAUGUCCUACCUGGAAAUUUACAAUGAAAAGGUGCUGGACCUGCUGUCCCCAGGUUCCCAGGACUUGCCGAUUCGGGAAGACAAGGACAGAAACAUCCUGAUUCCAGGGCUAACACACACACCCCUCUCAUCCUUCACCGACUUUGACACCCAUUUCAUCCCUGCGAGUCUGAACCGCACCACGGCCUCUACUAAACUCAACCAGCGCUCCAGCCGCAGUCACGCUAUCCUCCUCAUAAAGGUAGUGAAAUCUCAGCGUGGACCACCGCACAGACAACAAACAGGAAAGCUGUAUCUGGUUGACCUUGCAGGUUCAGAGGACAAUCGGCGCACAGGAAACCAGGGCAUUCGUCUGAAAGAGAGUGGAGCCAUCAAUCUGUCCCUCUUCACCCUCAGUAAAGUGGUGGAUGCUUUGAACGCAGGGGCUGGGGGCCGUGUGCCCUACAGAGACAGUAAACUCACCCGUCUGCUGCAGGACUCUCUGGGAGGUUCAGCGCAUUCAGUCAUGAUCACGAACAUUGCGCCGGAGUACAGCUACUACUUUGACACCUUCUCCGCCCUCAACUUUGCUGCCAAGUCAAAGCAGAUCGUGAAUCGGCCCUUUGUCAGGGAAACUGUGGUGGUCCCUGUUAUCGUUCCUGGCAAGAGAGCCAGAGAGGAGCAGGAGGCUGGAGGUUCUGGUGAUCCCCAAAUCAAGAGGUCAAAGCAGGGGAAAAAAGCGGAGCAGCCACCAUCACCACCCACACAACCACACAGUUCACCAGAUUCAUCAGUUCUGGAAAGACUGCUUGCACUCGAGAAGAUGAUGAUGGGCUCUGCAGAGAGAGAACGACUCGACCUGCUCAAAACAGUGGCCCAGUCCCGCAAAGAGAUUCAGAUGUUGAAAGAGAAACAGAAGGAGUUGGAGGACAAGGCAAACCCGUUUAAAAAGCAGGAUGGAGUGACAGAGAAAGAGUCCAAAGAUGGUCUUCUAUUUAAGACAGAUCUUCCCCCUCUGCACAGAAAACAAUCUACAGCGACUAAACCACGCAAACAGCAGGCAGUUGUUACACCACUACAGCUCUCUCAGGUGCAGCCCUUGCUGCACUCUGUUUUGGUGUGUAAACCCUCACAAACCCUGGAAAAGAAGAAACGUGUCAAAGCUGAGAUUUGUGAGGGAAAAGAGAAUGGAGGCGUGGACCACUCCUCAGCUGAAGAUGUGAACUGGGAGUCCCAUCUGGACUCUGCGUUACUGGAGCAGUCCAGGAAGAAAAUCCUGCAGACACUGAACUCUGGCUCCCUGAAAGAACUUAAGAGCCUGCAGCUUAUAGGAGACAAGAAGGCCAAGCUGAUCAUGGGCUGGAGAGAAAUCCAUGGGGAAUUCACACAGGUGGAGGAACUGAAGAAAAUUGAAGGCAUUACAGUUAAACGUUUCUCUUCCUUCAUAAAGGCCAAUAUUCUCAGCAGUAUGGGAAAGUGAGGUGUGUGGAGGGACAGUUUCAGAAGAGAAGACCUUGUAUACUUUUGUGUUUUUAUUUUUUUUAGUUCUUGUUUUACUCAUUUUAAUGUAUAAAGGUGUUGUACAUUUUUACCCCCUAAGCACCUGUGUGUACUUUGCUCUUGUUUUCUUUCCUUCCUGCAUACUUGAAAUAUUUCCCUUUUUGUAUGAAUUCCCCCCCCCCCUACACACACCACUUUUUUUUUUUUUUUUUUAAUUGUAAUUUUUUAUGUGGCACCAAAUAAAUGCAUCACAUAAAUAUGGCGAUCAGUUAUGUUUCACCUGACAUGAGUGCAAUGCAUGCAUAUUAAAUGUGUUUUAUUUAACUAAUUUUUCAUUUGUGUUUUUAAACUCCCAGUUUGUCUUCUGGGUGAAGCAUCCACAUUCACACACCUUAUUACAUUAGUGUAAUUUGUUUAAAUCAACAUCUCAUUUUGCACAGUCUACUUAGACUUUUUGUAAAAAAAGAAAUAAAAAUGUACUCCAAAAAUGUAUAAUUUUGUAUAAAAGCCUCUUUUCAAAGUCUAUUGCAUUAGUGAUUUGAGAUUUGCAAAUUUCUCACUGAAACGUGCGCUCAAAUUGUUCAAGGAAUAGAUAACGUGAAAUUAAAUUGUCAGUUUUCUCACCCACUUGAGUUGAGAACUUCUGGUGUUUGGUGCUAAAAAUGUUCUCAAGUGAGCAUACAUGUUACUGUGAGUAAGCUCUGUUCAUGAACGCACAACAGACAUCAAGAUUUUCACUGUAAAAUUACUUUAAUUCCCUUUUGUUUCUCACCAAAACCAAUAAUUUCCUUCAGAAGAUUUGGAAUAUGACGCAUAUGCUAGCUUUAUAAUUGGGCCCUUUUUUAAGCUUUUAAAAUGAGCCACUAUCCACUGCUGUGUUGUAGAUGGCCCAAGAUAUUCAUUGAAACAUCUCUUUGUGUUCCAAAUAAACAAGGUAGUCAGGAACGGCAUACGGGUAAAUUACAUCCAUUUUUAUUUUUGGUGAACUACAAUAUUCCUUUUGUUCUAAUAAUUUCAUGAUGAUCUUAAGUCUUAAAGUAUACUGAACUCUUUUAAACUCCCAUGAUAUUGUUUCAAAUCU